This is a messenger RNA of Pneumocystis carinii B80, 636 nucleotides long. RefSeq lists its product as hypothetical. Gene Ontology annotation, cellular component: membrane; mating projection tip. The transcript has 2 exons. Gene Ontology annotation, biological process: conjugation with cellular fusion. The record is from RefSeq and is a predicted model, not a curated record. NCBI's taxonomy places the organism in Eukaryota, Fungi, Ascomycota, Pneumocystomycetes, Pneumocystales, Pneumocystaceae. The coding region runs from base 1 to 636 and encodes 211 amino acids.
AUGAAAUAUGAAGACAUAAAUAUUACUAAUUAUUUUUACGAUGCAGAUAUAUUUAACGUUAUAAAUCAAGAAUAUAAAGAUAAUUUUGACAUCCGUAUUGGAUACAAUGGUAUAUUUUCAAAUAAUUUAAUAAAAAUUUACUUUGCAGGAAUAUGUGCUAUAAAACCAAAUAAUAUUAAGUGUUUUAAAAGCUUUGAUUCAUUUUCAGGAAAAUUUGAUGACUCAUCUGAGCUAAUCUCUAUUUCAAAGGCAUUUAUAGAUGAAUUUCAAUUUAAGAAAAUAUCAAUUGGAACAUGUAUUUUAAUCGGCAUUUCUAUCUUGUUAUCUUUAUUCAAUUCUAUGCCAUUUAUACCAUACAUUCGCUUUCUUUCAGCAUUAAAUUUUUAUUUUAUAUUGUCAGGAACUAUUCUACUCAUUACACUUACUUUUAUUGUUCACUUCACCAUUUCUUCCUUGUAUACCAUCACAAGAGAAAUAAAUACUGAUAUAAUCAAGAUAAAUCCAGGGACUAACUUGGUUAUUUUAAGUUGGGUUUCUUGCAUCUUUGCACUUUUUUCUGCUAUGGAUUUUUUACUUGUAUCAAUGAGGCAACAUAUGGAAAAUAAAAAGAUAUUUCAAAACAAAAGUCUUAUAUAA